Molecule: messenger RNA, 1236 nt
Organism: Ctenocephalides felis (cat flea)
Lineage: Eukaryota; Metazoa; Arthropoda; Insecta; Siphonaptera; Pulicidae
Gene: Nplp1
Product: neuropeptide-like 1
Exons: 7
Coding region: 1-1236 (411 amino acids)
Source: RefSeq, a predicted model, not a curated record
AUGACUAAUAAAAUUAACUUAAAAUACAGUUCAAGAAUUAAGGAUGUGUUUCUAAUUGUGCGGCCUCAAGAAGGUUUACUCUCUACAUGUGAGGUGGAAAAUCUUUUGUCUAACCUUCUUACACCUGCCGAAAGAAAUAGUUUACAGGUACAAGCAUUGCGUCAUAACUUGAUGCGUAUCCUGGACAUGGGUCUGGCGCCUGUAUCUCAGCAUUUACUAGAUGAUACAACGAAUGAAGAAUGGUCAGGAUCAAACGAUAAACGAUCAGUGAGCUCUUUAGCAAGAGGUGGCAUUCUACCAGUUCCAAAAAGAGGAAUUGCAACUUUGGCUAAAAAUGGUCAAUUGCCGGUUAUUACACACGAUCCUGUGUACUAUUAUGAUGAUGCCGGUGACGAGGGUUCUUCGCGACAUGGACCUAGCGAUUUCUAUGGUGGAGCUCCUGCAGGUUCGGUCACAGAAGGAAAACGAAACUUGGGAGCCCUGGCCCGUAAUUUCGAAUUACCACGUCCGCGCUACGGAAAGCGAUCUCUGGCUUCUCUCGUCCGCGAAGGGCUUCUGAGACGCACUUCGGGACCUUCUAGUGAUAAACGAAACGUAGCUACUAUUGCUCGCGACAGAUCCGCACCCUCCGGAACACGCGUAGGCAAGCGUAGUACUUCCACAGAGCAAGAAGCUCCAUUAAUGGCUUUAAGAACAGCAGCCGCUGCUCAAGGAGGAAAGCGUCAAAAACGCCAAUCGGAUUACGAAUUGGACAACAAUAUACCGCGCUACGAACCCCGCUACGAGCCGGACGACUACGAGGAGCUUUUGAACGCCAUCGCAAAUGGAUAUCCCAGUGCCGAAAAAAGAUUUUUGGGCUCCGUGGUGCGCGGAGGUUGGUUCCGGGGCGAUUCACGCGGAACAGCUUUCAGAAGCCCCGGAAAGAGGCACAUAGGCGCCUUGGCCCGAUUGGGAUGGUUGCCCUCGUUUAGAGCGCUUCGCAGCAAUCGGUUCAGCCGGUCCGGAAGGGCAGUGCCUGUUAGGUCGCAUACCGCAGAUGGGCAGUCCGAGGACAACCCCGUCAUCCUACAGCCGUCGGAUGUAAAUAAUCCAUUGGCGUACGAAGAAAAUUUACCAUAUGAUGACUAUUUGCUAAACGAAAAUUUUAUAACCUUUCUGACUCGACCAAAAUCGCUGCAACGCAUGCGACCGAACAUAAACGGCUACGACUUUGAAGAAGAUAAUACUAAACCGUAA